Molecule: messenger RNA, 1960 nt
Organism: Durio zibethinus
Lineage: Eukaryota; Viridiplantae; Streptophyta; Magnoliopsida; Malvales; Malvaceae
Product: indole-3-acetic acid-amido synthetase GH3.6-like
Cellular component (GO): cytoplasm
Molecular function (GO): indole-3-acetic acid amido synthetase activity
Source: RefSeq, a predicted model, not a curated record
GCUAGCCGUGCCUGAAGCUUCCAAAAUCUUAUCCAAGUAUGCAUUGCAUUGAUGGGGUUGGUGGCAUCAUGGAGGGAAGAAACAAGGCAUUAAAAUUUAUUGAAGACGUUACUAUUAAUGCUGAAGAAGUGCAGAAGCGAGUUCUAUCCGAAAUUCUCUCUCGUAGCGCCAAUGCCGAGUACCUGCAAAGAAAUGGCCUUAACGGAUGUACAGAUAGAGAAACAUUUAAGAAGGUGAUGCCUGUUGUUUCAUAUGAAGAUUUAAAGCCAGAUAUUGAGCGUAUUGCCAAUGGUGAUACUUCAGCAAUUCUCUGCUCCCAACCCAUAUCAGAGUUCCUGACAAGCUCUGGUACAUCUGCUGGAGAACGGAAAUUGAUGCCAACGAUAGAAGAGGAGCUGGGGAGGAGAUCGCUGCUUUAUAGCCUGUUGAUGCCUGUGAUGAGCCAAUUUGUUCCGGGGUCGGACAAAGGGAAAGGAAUGUACUUUUUGUUUAUAAAAUCAGAAGCUAAGACCCAGGGAGGACUCGUGGCUCGUCCCGUCUUAACCAGCUAUUACAAAAGCUCACAUUUUAAGGACAGGCGUAGCGAUCUGUACAACAACUAUACAAGCCCCAAUGAAACCAUUCUCUGCCUAGAUUCUUACCAGAGCAUGUACUCUCAGUUGCUCUGCGGCCUUUGUCAAAGCAAAGAAGUUCUUCGCGUUGGUGCAGUUUUUGCUUCUGGUUUCAUUCGAGCAAUCCAGUUCCUUGAAAAACAUUGGAGUCUUCUUUGCAGUGAUAUUCGGACAGGAACUGUAGACUCUAAAAUCACUGAUGCAUCCGUAAGAGAAGCUGUCUUGAAAAUACUCAAACCAAACUACAAGCUUGCUGAUUUUAUUGAGGCAGAAUGUAGUAAAGGGUCAUGGAAAGGGAUCAUAACUAGGCUGUGGCCUAACACUAAAUAUAUAGAUGUUAUAGUUACUGGAACCAUGUCUCAGUAUAUUCCUACACUAGAUUAUUACAGCAAUAGCCUUCCUCUUGUUUGCACCAUGUACGCUUCUUCCGAGUGCUAUUUCGGAAUUAAUCUCAACCCUCUAAGCAAGCCUAGCAAGGUAUCUUACACCCUCAUUCCCACCAUGGCCUAUUUCGAGUUCUUGCCAGUGAACAGGAAAAAUGGGUUAACUGGUUCCAUCUCUGAACCCGCAUCUCUGAAUGACAAUGAAAAACAAGAACUUGUCGAUCUUGUCAAUGUCAAACUGGGACAAGACUAUGAGCUUGUUGUCACAACAUAUGCAGGUCUUUAUCGUUAUCGAGUUGGGGACAUACUUCGUGUCGCUGGAUUCAAGAACAAGGCCCCACAAUUCAACUUCAUAUGCAGGAAAAAUGUUGUUCUUAGCAUUGAUUCUGAUAAAACCGAUGAAGUGGAGCUACAAAAUGCAGUGCAAAACGCUGCAAACCAACUUUUGCCAUUUGAAGCAUCUUUGACAGAAUACACCAGCUAUGCAGACACAUCAUCAAUCCCUGGCCACUAUGUGCUGUACUGGGAAAUCAAAGUUAAUGACGCAACUUUAAUUCCUCCAUCCGUUUUUGAGGAUUGUUGCUUCGCAGUUGAAGAAUCACUCAACAGCGUCUACCGCCAAGGGCGAGUUUGGGACAAGUCCAUUGGGCCUCUGGAGAUAAAAAUAGUGGAGAAUGGGACAUUUGACAAGCUCAUGGACUUUGCUCUUAACCAGGGUGCAUCCAUAAACCAGUACAAGACACCAAGGUGUGUCAAAUAUGUUCCCAUCGUCGAGCUUCUGAAUUCAAGGGUUAUUUCAAGUUACUUCAGUCCAAAAUGUCCUAGAUGGACUCAGGGCCACAAGCAAUGGAGCACUCAAAACUGAACAAGCUAAUCAUUGGGAAAGUGAUAGGAGCUUUUAUGUAUGUUGUAAGUUUCAGGGACACGUGGGGAUUAAUUGAACAAUUUUUCUGUGUUGAAAAAGGG